Messenger RNA from Anneissia japonica, 2053 nucleotides. Its product is annotated as SWI/SNF-related matrix-associated actin-dependent regulator of chromatin subfamily B member 1-like. Lineage: Eukaryota; Metazoa; Echinodermata; Crinoidea; Comatulida; Comatulidae. Gene Ontology annotation, biological process: chromatin remodeling; regulation of transcription by RNA polymerase II. Gene Ontology annotation, cellular component: nuclear chromosome; nucleus. The record is from RefSeq and is a predicted model, not a curated record. The coding region runs from base 70 to 1203 and encodes 377 amino acids. Gene Ontology annotation, molecular function: transcription coregulator activity. The transcript has 9 exons.
UUAUUCUCAGCCCUUUUUUCAGAAUAGUUUCGUGUUUUGGUGUGCAUUGGUCCAUAUUACUUGCUUAAAAUGUCAUUUAAACAUGGGCCUUUAUCUACCUUUGGUAAAAAACCAGAUACUUUUAGAUUUGAAGAAGGUGGUGAAAGGUAUAUGAUCGGGUCUGAGGUUGGUAAUUACUUGCGCAUGUUCAGAGGUUCACUCUACAAGAAGUAUCCAUCACUAUGGCGUCGCUUAGCAACCAUGCAGGAAAGGAGGAUGAUUGUAAAACUAGGAGAGCGUUUUGGUCAGCAUGGUUUGGCAACUAAUGUUACCUUAUUGAAAGCAAGAGAGGUAGAAGAAGUUCUUGAGGGAAAUGAUGAAAAGUACAAAGCUGUCUCAAUCAAUACUGAACUGACACCACUAAGGGAUUCGAAACAAAAGCGUAGCCGUGACUGGGUUCCUGCUAUGCCUAAUAGUUCCCAUCAUUUGGACGCAGUACCUUGCUCAACGCCUAUAAGCCGCACCAGGAUAACAGGCAAACGGCAGAGAACAUUCCCAUUAUGCUUUGAUGACCAUGACCCCUCAGUCCAUCAUGAAAACGGCGCACACCCUGAAGUUCUUGUUCCGAUCCGAUUGGACAUGGAAAUAGAAGGCCAGAAACUGAGGGAUACUUUUACAUGGAAUAAAAAUGAACACCUUAUUACACCUGAGAUGUUUGCAGAGGUUCUCUGUGAAGAUCUUGAACUUCUACCUCUGAACUUCGUGCAGCCAAUUGCACAGGCUAUUAGGAGUCAGGUGGAUGCCUACCCAGCAGACAACAGUAUUCUUGAGGCUAAUGCUGAUCAAAGAGUUAUCCUGAAACUCAAUGUCCAUGUUGGCAAUGUGUCUUUAGUAGACCAAUUUGAAUGGGACAUGUCAGAAAAAGAAAAUAGUCCAGAAUUAUUCUCGCUUAAGCUGUGUUCUGAACUGGGUCUUGGUGGGGAGUUUAUCACAGCUAUUGCAUACAGUAUUCGAGGCCAGCUUAGUUGGCAUCAACGAACAUACGCAUUCAGUGAGGCACCAUUACCUACUGUUGAGAUUGCGAUUCGUAACCAAGGAGAAGCAGACUCUUGGUGCCCAUUCCUGGAAACCCUGACAGAUGCUGAGAUGGAGAAGAAAAUCAGAGAUCAAGACAGAAACACAAGACGUAUGAGAAGACUUGCAAACACAGCCCCCUCAUGGUAAUAUUGGUCUUGAGAAGAUAAUAGAGGAAUGAUGAACAACCCAUGAUGUGAUGCUGUCAGCUGAUUUUUAUACUUCAACUUUACCUGUCACCAAAGGUUAUAGGAACUAUAGAGAGCACAGUACACUUGUUAUGAGUGGAAAAAAAAAACUUGCAAACACAGCCCCCUCAUGGUAAUGUUGGACUUGAGAAGAAUAUAGAGGAAUGAUGAACAACCACGAUGGUGCUGUAGAUGUGAAGCUGUCAGCUGACCUUUACACUUGAGCUUUACAUAUCACCAAAUGUGUAGAAACCGAAGAGAGCACAUUACAUUUGUGAGUGUAAACAAACGAUACACCACUGUCCGCAGUUAUGAGAGGACACCCGCUGCUGGCCAGUUGGCGCUUUUCGUUACCCAGUAGUUAUUAGAGGAGUGAGGUAUUUACAAACAGGACUGUGCUCUUUUUAGUUUCUGUACUCUUUGCCAUUACUUGCAGUAUGUCACUGUUCAUUCAUUUUGGAGAAAUUUUUACCAAAUAAAAUUUGAUAGUUCGACAGGGCUUUGCUCUUGGUUAGCUGUCAGAGGGCGCUAUAUUUAUAGCGAUUACGUUAGCCAACUGUCUGGGUGGGUAACCAUUUAGGCAUAAGUCACGUUGCAGUAUUUAUCAUUGUUGUUAUGGACAGAUUUUUCAUAAUGGCAAAUACAUCAACCUGUUUUGGUAUUUGGAACAGUUAAAAUAUGAGAUGUGAUUAAAAUGAAUGUCACAGAGGUAAAGCAUUAUUAGAGAUAAGGCAAAUAUCAAUCUUCUGUUUCAAUAUGAACAUGGUUAUUUGUACCAAAUUUUUGUGUAAUAAAAACGAAUUUAAAUGACA